This is a messenger RNA of Lolium rigidum, 838 nucleotides long. RefSeq names its product protein FAR1-RELATED SEQUENCE 5-like. The transcript is spliced from 3 exons. The coding region runs from base 77 to 838 and encodes 253 amino acids. Lineage: Eukaryota; Viridiplantae; Streptophyta; Magnoliopsida; Poales; Poaceae. The record is from RefSeq and is a predicted model, not a curated record.
UCGGCAUGUGAAACCCCGCGCCGGCGUCGCCCCUGCACCCACCGCCACCUCCGCGCCGGUGGUCUCUAAGGAAGACAUGAGCGAUGAGUCUGCGCGUGAAUACUAUGACAUCGUCAGCAAGACUUUUGCUAGUGAGGAUGAUGCCUUUGAGUUCUAUAACAGCUAUGCUCUUGAGAAAGGUUUUAGUGUGCGGAAAAGCUAUGUUGAGUGGGAUGAAGCCAACCAGGAGAUAAUUCUGAGGAAACUUGUGUGUAGUCGCCAAGGUUCGCGGGAAGAGAAGCACAUGAAGAGAGAAGAUAGGAAGAGGAGGCCACGGCAUCUCACUCGUGUUGGGUGUCGAGCCAAAUUGGUCAUUGCAGAACUCAAGGAAACAGGUCGGUGGUUUGUGAAGGAUUUCAUCGAUGAACACACCCAUCCUCUGGCCCCACCGGAUCUUGCUUGUCUGCUGCGUUCUCACAGAAGAAUCAGCGACGAGCAGAAAGCGGACAUUGUAGAGAUGGACAUAUCUGGGAUCCGCAAACACAAAAUCAUGGAUAUCUUGAUGAUGCAGUACGGUGGAUAUGAUGAAGUUGGAUGCACCGCAAGGGACAUAUAUAAUUUCUGCAAUCAAUAUAAGCAAGAAACAGUUGCUGCCGGUGAUGCCAAAACGGUGAUUAGUCACAUGAUGGCGCGACAGGAGAGAGAUCCAGAUUUUUUCUUCAAGUACUUGGUUGACCGAGAGGGUCAUUUGAAGGGAUUGUUCGGGCUGAUAGUGGACGAUGAGUGCAAAGGCCACAUGUCCCGGGACAAGAAAGAGCCGCAUGUACGAUUAUUCGGCAAGCUCGAGGAGGUAUCGUGA